Messenger RNA from Tachysurus vachellii, 4104 nucleotides. RefSeq names its product SHANK-associated RH domain interacting protein (gene sharpin). The transcript is spliced from 8 exons. Gene Ontology annotation, molecular function: ubiquitin-protein transferase activity; ubiquitin binding. Gene Ontology annotation, cellular component: LUBAC complex. Gene Ontology annotation, biological process: protein linear polyubiquitination; proteasome-mediated ubiquitin-dependent protein catabolic process; positive regulation of canonical NF-kappaB signal transduction. The record is from RefSeq and is a predicted model, not a curated record. The coding region runs from base 175 to 1416 and encodes 413 amino acids. NCBI's taxonomy places the organism in Eukaryota, Metazoa, Chordata, Actinopteri, Siluriformes, Bagridae.
AUUUCAUUCCUCCUGUGUCAGAAGGAACAGUAAUGAUGAUGGUGGUGAUGAUGAUGAUGAUGAUGAUGAUGAUCUCAGAGCUGUGCUCGUUUCACUCUACAUAACUUCAUCAUAUUUUCUUCUGUUCUGGUUUGUUUUCUCAUCCCUGGGGUUAAAGUAUAAUAACAGGUCGUGAUGUCUCUGAGUUCGGGUGUUUGGGCUCCGGUGCUUCCGUCACCGUCGUUACAGCAGAGCUCGAGCUCAGGUUGCAGCACGGUGCUGAUGUCAGUGCGCGUGUCGGUGUCACGAGGGGCGCUGCGGCCGUUCAGCUCCCCCGGUGCCGUGGAUGAUGACGCGUCUCUCCGCCUGCAGCUCAGCAUGGACCCGAACCGGCCCGGAGAAUUCCGCCUCACCGUCAGAGACUCCGGCAGUAACGGCAGGAUCACGUCUCUGGCAGAGUUCGAGCUGCGUGCAGUGAGGUACGAGAUCAAGUCGCCUCGCUGCCACGAGCUGUUUGUCAUCAAGCCGCCUCAUGACACGCUGGUCUUCACUUUCCGCAGCGAGCAGGAGGCCCAGGAGUGGGCCACUGUCAUGAUCUCAUCACUGAGGGAAGCCCACAGAGUCGCAGGCAUUGCCUCUCAUCCUACUGAUGACUCAGUACCUUACCUGAAACCCAUCGAGCAGAGUGCAGCCUUGUCAUUAUCAGCAAAAGAGGAGCUGUGUGCUGAGUUGUCCAGAGCCAUUAAAGCCGGAGACGCUCAGGCAGCAAUGCAGCACGCUACAUCCCUAGCACACCAGCAGAUGGCACUCACCAUCCAGCCGGCUCAAACGGACCCUGAAGACGGAGAGAUCAGCUUAGCAGUUGCUGUUGAAGAUGCCACGUCUUCCUGUUGCGUCACGGUGAAAGUCACCCCCCACAUGACUGUAGCAUCUCUCAAGCAGCAGAUGUUUGCUGAAUAUGGUUUUCACCCGAGAGUGCAGCGCUGGGUCAUAGGUCAGUGUUUGUGCUCUGAGCAGCGCUCUCUGGUGUCGUACGGCGUGUGUCGAGACGGAGAUACGGCAUUUCUCUACCUCCUCUCAGCGCGCCACGCCAGCCUCAGCCGACUGCAGUGCCAGCAGGACCAGGAGAGCGCCCUCCUCGCACCCGCGCCCAAACCAGCACCGACCUCGGCACCACUCAGCCACGACUGGAGAGGAUACAGCACACUGCCUCCCCGACUACAUCACGCAAACGAAGCAAAAACUUGUCAGACACACCUGGAGAGACUGCAGCUGCGUGUACCUGGAGUGAGACCAACAAACACACAGCUGGGUUGGUCGUGUCCUUCAUGCACAUUCAUAAACAAACCAACGAGGCCCGGCUGUGAAAUCUGCAGCACAGAAAGACCUGUUCGUCUGGAGCUCAGCGCGUCCGAGGAAGCGGCUCUUUUGCUCUAAGAGCUUUCCGAACAUCACUGUGAACUUUUUCAGCUGGAAGGAGGCCAGUACAGAUAUGGAAAAGAUAUAUUGUGGAUAUAUAAAGAUGAUACAUUGUGCUGAGUGAACCGAGGUGAGAAAAAGUCUCCCUGAACUCUUAACAUAUCUAGGAAUCUGUAUUGCCACAUGCCAUGCUCUUUUAUUUGAGUCGCAUCCCAUCAAAGACGCUUCGGCGACAUCUGAGCCGAGAUCGACUACACGCGAGUGAGUGAUGAAGACGACAAUGAAACUUCACAGUGGAGAUCAUCAAACAUCAGCUCCUUUACUGUCCUUAAAGUUCACUGUCUCUACAAAUAAACAGCAGUUUUCAUUUUUAUUAAAAGCAGCCUUGAUAUAUUUUUUCUUUUUAAAUAAGCAAUAAAUCACACAUGGCAUAAAAAAUGAUGAUUUGAUAAAGUGAGUUAUUGUUACUGCCAUGAUGUUGAUUUUUUUUUUUGUUUGUUUUAAAUUAUUAUGAUUUUUUUUUUUUAAAGAAAAUGCAUCAUAGUCGUAUCCAUUUAGAGUUAUGUUUAACGCUGCGGAAUGUCUGUGACACCAUUUCCUGUUCCAUUACUUCCAUUACAGCAGCUCUUUUCAUCUUUCAUGAAGUCAGUCAAACACAGCUUGGCAUCUUACUGAGAAACCGCUAACUCCUCUGUAACUUCCUCUGUCUUGUGGCAGAAAACUUACUAACUGUAACAAAAAUCCUUUCAUAAAUGUUAGAAGUCUACUUCUCUCUUUCAUCAAUUUCUACAUCUUUGUUUCAUUAUAUGACUUUCAGGUUGUCAGGAACGUCCGAUAUUCCAGUCUGUUGUUACUAUAGAGACGCACACAUUGUUACCAUAGGAACAACAAUUUUUAGAACAAGGUCGGUUUAUAAAUCUUUUACAGUCAGCAUUGCAGUUAAAAAAAAAAAACAGUAACCUUCUGACUAAUUAGAAUUGAGAAUUCAAAUCUGCUAUCCAAAUGAUUAGAAUUAACCGAGGAGAAUUUAUUACUCAUAUUUAAGACUCUUAUUCUGACAUCUUAGGUAUUUCUCUUUAAAGUGCUCCUGUUUGUGAUGAUCUUCAUGAACAAUGUUAAACCUGAACUGCAGCAUGAUCACAAAAGAGUACUCAAAAGUCAAAAGUACUGACCCCGGAGAGGAGCGUUCCUACUUCAGUAUAUUCAUACGUACGUGUUUUCAUGCAUGUGUAGAGAUGCUUCUAGACUUUUGUUUUGUAGUUUUGAAUCAUUUUUAAUUCUGUACAUUAAAGGUGGGGUGCACGAUGUUUGAAAAAUGCUUCAGAAAACUGAGUCGGGCCGACUAUCAAAACAAGCAUGUAGCCAAAUAGCAGAAAGGGGCGUGUCUUGUCGAUAUGUGGCGGAGAGAGUGUUCAGUGCGCAUGUCUGACAUUAGCAGAAAGCGAUUGAAACAUUGACAUGGCGGAUACCUGCCGUUACCUCUGCCUCAGGUUUUACAUUUCUAGCAUUUAACAGACACUUUUAUCCAGAGUGACUUACAAUUUAUUUUAAUUUAUACAAAUGAGCAAUUGAGGGUUAAGGGCCUUGCUCAGGGGCCCAGCAGCGGCAGCUUGGUGAAGCAGGGAGUCGAACUCAUGACCUUCUGAUCAGUAGUCCAACACCUUAACCAAUAGGGUUCUAGGUCUUGAACAUCUUCCACGUGAAACGGAGCUAAAGCUUUCACGGUACAACACACAGUACUACAAAAACACAUCUGUAUUACCAUAGUAUUACUCAUUGAGUUCAUUUAUUGAUAAAAAUAUUCCCUCGGCCAGCUGCCCCAGCAGGUUGCGCCAUAAUAGUUGUCUGGGUUACGUAUGUAUGUGUGGGGCGGAGCUAUCAAAACGGGUGAGAAUCAUUUGGGUUAGGGGCGUGUUUGUUUUGGUGAUUUCAAAUGUAAACAUUGGCUUUCAAACAUCGUGCACCCCACCUUUAAUUAAAUAUGACCUGUUCAGGGAUACUUUAAAUAAGAGGUGCACAGGAGGGGAGAAAAGGUAAUCUGUUCACUUGUAAAUAUAGAAUAUCAGACUUGAGUCGAAUACUUAAGCGAAGUAUUCUUAACUUUUUUUUUAUUUUUGAGUUCUGUUUGAGAUUUAUGUUUUAAGUUUUAAGAUUGUAGGAGGAUCAUUCGUUACUGAUGCAUGCUAUACCUAAUGAAUGGAACAAUUUCAUUAAAACUCAUUCAUGCAUAUUGGAAUAAUUAGAAAUGACCAUGUUUAAAAAAAAAUUGUUGCUUUUUUUUCUAAUUUGAUUUUGAUGAUCCUACAGAACUCUUAAUAACAGACUUGUAUUUUUUCCCUUGGUUUGGUUUAUUUUAUCUUUUUUUCUCUCCCUCUCUUCUGUAAAACUAUUAUCGCAAAUAGGUACUGGGCCUCGGUUUGGUGUCAUGUUUGUUUUUGUUAAAAAAUAAAUAAAAAAAUCGCAAUCCACAUAACGAGCCUGAUGUAGCAGCUCAGUAAUAUGCACUUCACCAGCCGUAAAUAAUGUAACAAAAAUCUGCUGAAAAUAUAAUUAUUACAAAACCAAAACCCGUCUAAGAAAAUCCCGUGUCGGCAUUUAUUUGUACCGCACGAUCUCCUGAUUGUAAACGAGUGCAUUUAUUAUACAGUAUAUGAGUAAAUUAUAUUUGGUGUUAAUUUUAUGGAAAAUAAAAUUAUAUGAGAACAA